UAAACCAAAGGGAAUGUGUUAAUUAGUUCGUUUUAUAUUAAGAGAUUGUCACGAUUAAUUCUGAUCACUAUUAAAUAAUCAUACGGUAAGUGCUAAUGCCAUUUUGACUCUCAUCGAGUUUCAGUGUGCUAAAGUUCAGCAUUAGAUCACAUAAUUGUUGAGAUAUCAGAUAGACUUGGACGAAGAUUUUGUAGUUGAUUUUAGACAUUUGAAGAUCUGACCUUUCGAUGAUUCUACAGAUGAUUCUAGACGAUUGAGGAUUUGACCUUUCAAAGGUAGGUAAUGGUAAUAGUGUGGAAGACCCUGACUUUGCAAGGCUUCUGUGUGAACUGAACUCUAAAUGUUAUGCUUGACAGCUAUAAAUGAACAAUACUGUCGAAACCCGAACAGCAACGUGCGACUCUCGCGCGACUAAUGGAACGACGUUAAAAUAAUGGUGGCUACGGGUCGGCAUUCGGCAACAGCUGUUCGGCACGUGUCAUGAUCUAACAGUUCCAAAUGAUUCACUUGCGUCAUGAUCCAACGGUUCAGUAACGACCCUUUUCUCACUAUAAAAAUGUUCCCCAUUUUUUUCGCAUCAUUAGUCUUUACUUAUUUUGUUCUUAAAAUGCCCUUUGAUUGGUGUUUGAAGCUGGGAAAAAAAACCGACUUGGGAAAUGAACCUCUAAAGCACAAAGUAAAAAGCAGAUUUUGGGCAGCAAUCAUUUUUUACUAUACUUCAAAUUUGUUUUUACUUAAUCUCAACUACAAUCUGUCAAUCUGAGAAGCCAAAUUCUUCAUCUGGGAAACAUGGACGAUACUACAUCAGAAGCUACCAAUCCCUGUUCAACCUCAGAGAUGGCAUCUACAUCAAUGUAUAAUCCAUCUAGCCAUACUUAUCAAUGGCACUUUCAGCAGCAAAUGAAUGAGGGAACGGCACAUACUCAAGCAAACCAAUACCAAUUUCUUCAAGGAGAAGCAUUUGAAGCUUCGCUCCAACCAAGACUGGGAGGUCGUAGACGUACACUGAGUGAAGAGGAGAGAAAAGAACGCAGAAGACAGAGUGAUUGGAACUAUAAGCAAAGGAAAAAGAAUAAAGAAAAUGAAAUGAUUAUCCAGAAUAAAUUCUUGCAAGAGGAAAUUGGGCGGUUGAGUACUGAGAAUAGACAAUUAAAAGAGGAAAGUGUACGGUUGAGUAUUGAGAACAGACACUUUAAAGAUGAAAGUGUACGGUUGAGUAUUGAGAACAGAAACUUAAAAGAGGAAACUGGACAGUUGACUCUCGAGAACAAACACUUAGAAGAGCGUAUCAGAGGACUGCAAGGCAAGGGACAACUUCCAGCACAAGUUCUUCAGAGACAAGACAGUUAUGUUUCCCAAUCAAUAAGCCAGGUUGAUCAACCAAGAGUUCAUGUCCAGGACCACUAUGGAAUGGAGCCUAAUAAUGAAGAAGCUGUUUACAGGGAGCACUACUGGAUGGACUCCAACAAUGAAGGAGCUGUUGAUGGGUUUGACGGUUUGGGAAUGGAUGACUUGCUAUGUCUAUUGUGCGCCGAGAAUGGGAUGAUACCAAAUGGAAGAGUUGCUAUCAAUGAGCCUGCUCAUGAACAUGAAGAGUGUUCUCAUAGUGGUUUAUGUCCCGCUGAAAUAGCCAAGACAAAAUUCCUUAUGAAGCUCGAUGAAGAAGUUAUGAGCAAAGUAGACUCCAAUGACUUCACAGGCCUAGAGGGGGAGCCGAGAAAAGUUGGGAGAUACAGUUUCCCGUUGUCUCUGAUUCCGACUGUUGUGAGAAUAAACAAUGUCUAUGGUGAUGUUUCUGCAACAAGUUUAAUAAGUCCCAGUAUUUCUGGGACAAUCUAUUUUCUUUUCUGUGCCACAAUCAGAGAGAUGGAGAAUCUACAACUUGAGGAAGUUACUGAGGAUAAAAUGCUGAAGUGGAGAGAUGUAAUCAAGGAUGCCCUACGCCUUAAUUUCAAUGUGAGAUUUGCCAUGGAACAUUUGAAGAAAAUUGCCUGUGCUUACUUUGGUCUACAAGAGUGCCCACUGCUCCAAGGCCUAGAUGAAAAGAUCUCAAAUUUAGAGGCUGAGGUGAAUGACUGGAAAAAGAAACGUGAUAACAUAUAUCAGGAGUCCAAGAUGUGCAUAGAUGCUGCUAAGAAGUUCAGAGGAGUACCAGUCAGCACAGGUCUAUUUCCUUAGUCUUCUUCCAGCAGAAAUUUGCAUUGCUGAAAUUUCGACUCCAUUCUUACACUUGCUACAGAGAAAUAGCAUCACAUGAAACUGGCAUAUCACUUUACCUGAUAUCUUGCUUCUGCAAAACAAUGACACAAUCUUGCUGUAUCGUAUUCUUGAUUUCUAAAAAUAUAUUUGGCAUUGUUAUCCACUUUAACCCUUAAAUUUUAGAAGCCAACCAAAUAAGAACACAUAUUUUCUACCAUCUCCACCAAAAAUAUCCAUUACCUGCCUCAAAACCACCACUGAUCACCGUCACUACCAUUUACAUCUGUUUGAUAAUAUGCUACUCCAAGUCAGCAGUGAGCUUUCUUUAUCAGCUAUUGAUGCUCAAACUGCUAACUAAACUUUGUUGUUAGUGGCUCAAAUAUUGGAGGUGUGGUCGGCUAGCAGCAUGGAACCAAAAAAGUAAACUUGUUAUACAAGGAUUGAGAGAUCUACAACAUAUUUUGGACUUCAAUUAGAGAAAAAAAAAAAUCAGUGUAUAGUUUGUACACUAUCUUAAUUCUUGUAUUCUUCUCACUUGUUAUGAGUCUCUGAGUAUGUCUCAAAACUGAGACAUUAAUAUUUUAUUUAUUCAUUUUAUAUAUUUAAUAGCGGAUUUCUAGCUUUUUUUUU
This is a messenger RNA of Durio zibethinus, 2829 nucleotides long. RefSeq lists its product as uncharacterized. The record is from RefSeq and is a predicted model, not a curated record. NCBI's taxonomy places the organism in Eukaryota, Viridiplantae, Streptophyta, Magnoliopsida, Malvales, Malvaceae.